AUGACCAACUUAGUCCCAGAUCCACCUGGUACUAUUUCUGGCCCUGGAGAAAGCAAACCCUCAACCCAGUGCUUGAUCACAAGAGGGGUGCAAGGCUCCAGUAGUGAGUGUGGUACUCCGUUCGCAAUAUUAUCACGCACAGCACAAGGACGCAUUUCUAGCCUUGAUGACUGUCUGCGAGACAUGAAUUUUGUCUCCCGAUGUCUCACCCCAUGGGAUCAAGCUCGACAGCUAUUGGAUCAGUUCGUCAUGACCAUUCAGCGAACAUAUUGGGUUCUCCAUAUUCCCUCGACCAGAAUCUUAAUAGAUAAAACCUAUCAAAACAUGCUCAAGGGCGAGGAGCCGAGCUCUACCGUCAUGUCGCUGCUGUUUAGCAUAUUUUCCGGUGCUGCUUUGCUUGCGACGCCUGAAUUUCUGCAGGUGCUGAACGCUACCCAAGCAGAGGCCAAGGCAGCGUUCGCAACAUACACACGCCUAGCGAUUGCUAUCAUCGAUAAUCCCAUCCAACCCGUGCCUCCGUCAACGGUAGCUCUUGAAGCCAUCAGCACCUUAUCCCGUGUCCUAUCACAUGCGGACUGGUAUUCCAACAAAGUCCAAACACUCAGAGUCAGCGCAAUCUGCAUGGCUCGAACGAUGCAAAUUCACCGUCUAGACACAGCCAAGAACCAAGAAGAAAGACAACGCUCCGGUUACGAUGUGAUCGAGGUCGAAGUCCAGAGACGAAUAUGGUGGCACUUGGUCUCGACUGAUUGGAUAACAGCGUUCUCGCAAAGCCCACACGAGGGCUCAUACCUCAUACACCCAAAGCACAUGAAAGUAAACCAUCCAAUCAACAUCGAAGACGACCUCAUAACAAGUACGGGGCCAGAAUACGGCUUACCCCCAUCGGUCCCAACAUCGAUGUCUAUCUUCAUUUUCAGACUACACUACGCAGAACUGUGUCGUGAAGUUAUUGACAUAAUAGGCCCCACGCUCCUCGAGUCCGAGCAACCCGACUACGAAACAAUCCUCGACAUAGACCGAAAGUUCCAUACCUUCCUGAGAUCCACACCAGCCUUCUUCCAGAUCGACACCGACCACAGCCAGGAAAUAUUCCAAGAGCGACCCUACCUCUCCUGGCAACGAACCAUGGGCCAUCUAAGCUUCCACGUCCGCCUCUGCCGCCUCCAUCGCCCCUAUCACCGCGAAGGCAUAACAAACCCAAAGUACGCCUACUCCCGCUUAACGUGCAUUCGCUCCGCCCAAACCGUCCUCGACCUCCGCCGUUCCUUAGAAAAGGCCGGUUCCCUCGCCGGCUCCAACCCUUCUGAUUAUGGCCUAGUCAUGAACCACGUUUUCUUCGCCGCGAUGAUCCUAGCCACUGACGUAUCCAUGAACCCAACUUCCCCAGGAGCCGACACCCGCAAGCAGGAAGUUUUAGAUAUUAUCCACUUACUUGAAAAUUCGCAGAAUGAGUCCCCUGCUCUUGUGGAAGCCAUUCAGAAGAACAUGCAGACACUGCUAUCGAUCCUUCAGGGCUCACAUCGACAACAUUCAAGAACACCUCCGACUGCCGAUACCGUUACUGUGCCUCCCGAGAUCAGAACGAGCGCUCAAUUGCAGUCGCAGCUGUCUGAUGUAGGACUUAGGGACGGGAUUAUGGCAGCCGACGGACAAGUUUCUUCCAUGGACAAUAUGGCUGGCGCUAAUGAGGGCGCCAUGUGGAGCGAAGCUGGAAAUGAAAGUUGGGGUCAGCUGUGGUCUGAUCUCUUCGAUGUAGCGCCGGAAAUGGAUGGAUUGCAAUGGGAUCUGCUAUUAAAUGACUCCGAUCUGCCUCUCCAGACAAACUUCUAUUGA
Molecule: messenger RNA, 1836 nt
Organism: Aspergillus sclerotioniger CBS 115572
Lineage: Eukaryota; Fungi; Ascomycota; Eurotiomycetes; Eurotiales; Aspergillaceae
Product: fungal specific transcription factor domain-containing protein
Exons: 3
Coding region: 1-1836 (611 amino acids)
Biological process (GO): DNA-templated transcription
Molecular function (GO): zinc ion binding; DNA binding
Source: RefSeq, a predicted model, not a curated record